Molecule: messenger RNA, 3954 nt
Organism: Polyodon spathula (Mississippi paddlefish)
Lineage: Eukaryota; Metazoa; Chordata; Actinopteri; Acipenseriformes; Polyodontidae
Product: phosphofurin acidic cluster sorting protein 1-like
Exons: 24
Coding region: 15-2729 (904 amino acids)
Biological process (GO): protein localization to plasma membrane
Molecular function (GO): transmembrane transporter binding
Source: RefSeq, a predicted model, not a curated record
GAGAAAAAAAAAUAAUGUCCGAACGAGGAGGGCUGCAGCGGAGCGGAGGGGCUCCGUCCCCGCAUCUCCAGCCUUGCAAAUCGGUCGCUAUCGCCUCCAACAACCGCCCGGUCCACAUGAACCUGUACGCGACCUGGGAGGUGGACAGAUCGUCCCCCAGCUGUGUGCCGAGGCUGUUCAGUCUCACUUUGAAGAAGCUCGUCAUUCUGAAGGAGCUGGAUAAGGAACUGAAUUCUGUCGUAAUCGCAGUCAAACUGCAGGGUUCGAAAAGGAUCCUUCGCUCCAAUGAGAUCCUGCUCUCUGUGGCCGGCCUCACUGAGACAGACCUGCAGCUUACCUUCUCCUUGCAGUACCCCCAUUUCCUGAAGCGCGACGCCAACAAGCUGCAGAUCAUGCUUCAGCGCAGGAAGAGAUACAAGAACCGCACCAUCCUGGGCUACAAGACCCUGGCUGUGGGGCUCAUCAACAUGGCAGAGGUGAUGCAGCACCCCAGCGAAGGAGCCCAGGUCCUUGGUCUCCAUAGCAACGUGAAGGACGUAGCUGUCCCGGUGGCUGAAGUCCGAAUCUACUCCCUGUCCAGCCAGCCGAUCAACCACGAGGGGCCCAAAGUCAAGAUGUCAGAUCGCUCUCCGGACAUCGAUAACUAUUCCGAGGAAGAGGAAGAGAGCUACUCUUCAGAUCAGGAGGGGAGCGAUGACCCCUUGCACGGACAGGAUCUGUUCGACGAAGACGAAGAGGUUAGGAAAGUGAAGAAGCCGCGGAGGAAGAUUGCCUCUACCGCCUCCAGCGUCCGCGUCAACCAGCCCAACAUCAAGCAGAAGUUUGUCGCCCUGCUGAAAAGAUUCAAAGUGUCGGAUGAAGUGGGGUUCGGGCUGGAGCACGUGUCCCGGGAGCAGAUCCAGGAGGUGGAGGAGGAUCUGGACGAGCUGUACGACAGCCUGGAGAUGUACAACCCCAGCGACAGCGGCCCGGAGAUGGAAGAGACGGAGAGCCUCGUGAGCACGCCCAAACCCAAACUCAAGCCGUUCUUUGAAGGCAUGUCCCAGUCCAGCUCGCAGACCGAGAUCGGCAGCGUCAACAGCAAGGGGAGCCUCGGCAAGGAAACCAGCAGCCCGGGAGACCCCGCCUCCUCUGAGAAGAUCAAGCAUUCCUGGAGCUGGAACCUGGAUGAGCCAAUCCCCGAGACAGACCCCCUGGAGCCGAGCGAUCAGGACCUUUUCGGGGAGCUGAGCACCUCCAUCGCCGUGCCUGAAAAACUGAGAACGCCCCUGAAGAGCGGCAAGCCCGAGCCGCAGAGCUCCCCCUCCCACAGGCUGGAAGGAGGGCACACCCCCCGACAGAAGCGGGGCGUCCCUCUGAGAGAGAGACAGCUGUCCAAGCCGCUGAGCGAGAGGACGAACAGUAGUGACAGCGAGCGCUCCCCGGACCUGGGCCGCUCCCCCCAGGUCCCUCGUAAAGUGGUGUACGACCAGCUGAACCAAGCCCUGGUGUCAGACGCAGGGCUGCCAGAGAACAUCAUUCUGGUAAACACCACUGAGUGGCAGGGACAGUACGUGGCGGAGCUGCUCCAGUCUCGCAGGUUGCCCGUGGUUUGCACCUCCAGCAGCGUGGAGAUCCAGACCGUGCUCGGCGCGGUCCUCUCCCGGAUUCAGAAAUUCUGUAACUCGUCAAUGCCGCGACCGGUGAAGGUGGCAGCGAUCGGCACUCAGAGUUAUCUGAGCUCCAUCCUGCGCUUCUUCGUCACCCAACUCGCCAACAAGACCUCGGACUGGCUCAACCACAUGACUUUCCUGCUGGUUCCGCUGGGGUCUCACCCCGUAGCGAAGUAUCUGGGCUCGUUGGACAGCCGGUACAACUCUGCUUUCCUUGACCAGCCCUGGAGGGACCUGUUCAACCGGGCCGAGCCUCCCUCGACAGACCCCUUUGACGUUGUGGGUCGGAUCUCGCAGUACAUUGCUGGAGCCAGUGUAACUCACCAGCUGCCCAUAGCGGAAGCCAUGCUCACCUGCAAACCCAGAAUGCAUGGCGAAGACUCCUAUCAGAAGUUCAUCCCUUUCGUUGGGGUUGUCAAGGUGGGUCUGAUUGAGUCGUAUCCAGCCUGCUCUGGAGAUGGUGAUGAGGGCGUGGCUUUGAGCCUGGCUGUCCCCUCCACGUCCCCGCCCCCUCAUGGAGCUGCUGUCGGAUUGGCUAAGGAGACCGCUGCGACCCCGCCCUCUUCACCGUCUAUGAGCAGCGGGCUGGCGGUGGCGGGGAGCCCCGCCGCGUCCCACGCCGUCGACACCAUCGGCCUGCAGGUGGAUUACUGGCUGGCCCCUGGGGGCGAGAAGAAGAAAGAGGGGGAGAGGAGGGACACGGGUUCAAAAAACACCCUGAAAAGCAGCUUCCGAUCCGUGCAGGUCAGCAGGCUGCCAGGGGCCGCUGUGGGAGAGAGCCAGCCCGCCCUCAACACCAUGGCGAUGACCGUCGUCACCAAGGAGAAGAACAAGAAAGUGCCUACGAUCUUUCUGGGGAAGAAGCCCAAAGAGAAGGAGCUGGACUCGAGGAGCCAGGUGAUCGAGGGGAUCAGCAGGCUCAUCUGCUCCGCCAAGCAGCAGCAAACCAUCCUGAAGGUGUCGAUCGACGGAGUGGAGUGGAGCGACGUCAAGUUUUUUCAGCUCGCCGCUCAGUGGCCGACUCACGUCAAGUACUUGCCAGUGGGACUCUCCGGGUACAAUAAACCCGCCGGCUAGGACACGCCUCUGCCUGACAGCCGUUGGCCAGCUGCAGCACAGGCCACGCCCACUGAGAACUGAGCCAGCCAAUCGCAUGCUGGGUUUCUCUUCCCAUCCCAGCUGACUUUUUUGUUUUUGUUUGUUUGUGAAACUCAGUUGUUAAGUGCACUGGGAACCUGUUGUCACGGUGACAGCGGUUCUUUAACAUUUGAUUGGCUGAAAGGCACGCCGGUCACAUUUUGAGCACUUCACUGAUUGGUCGGCACGGAAACUAUUUCAGUCCUGCAUUUAGAAUAAUUUUUGUUUUUUUAAGACAGUCUUGUGUUUGACUGCUGAAAAGAUGUGGGCGUUUGGAAAGGGUGUUUUUUUUCUAUGUUUUUAUGGGUGUUGUGUUAAUUUAUUCAUUUUUUUUAAAACCAAAGCAACAGGUAGGUAUUUGAAAGACAUGAUCCUACAUCCAAGAAUAAGCAAUUUUGACGUUGGUCGUGAAUUACAGAGCUAAACGAAAGCAUCGUUCAGGGCGUGGGGGCGCUGGUGUGGAUGGGGGGGGGGGGCUGAUUCAGCGUUCAGAGUGAAGAAACAGCUGCUCGGGUUUGUGUGGGUCGCUGUUCUCCACAGAGUCUCAGAAAAGCAGCGAUCCUCACAAACACGAGCAGCUGUUUAUGAAUUCGCUCUGAACGCUGAAUCAACAACCCCCCCACCAGCUCCACACCAGACUGUGGGCGGGGGGGACUUUAGAUGAGGCUCCUCAACGCCAUUGAAUCUGACCCCUUUCUUGUCCGAUCAACAGAAACUUGCACAACCACUGCCCUGUGCUGUGGGCAGCGGCCAGCGAGAGGACGGACCGCUGCCCUUUCUUUAAAGGUCUUAUCUGUUACCUUCUCUCCUGGUCUAGCCUUCGAGUGAUUACAGAACCGAGCACCUCUGCCUGGCCAGGCUUAGAUAAUCUCCAGCCUGUGCGACCCGCUUGUCCUGAGCUGAGGGAAAACAAUCUUCCAGGAGCCUUCUGAAGCACUCCAGUGGUGCAAAGAAUCGCUGCAUCACUCCAUUGCCAUAAUCUAGUAUUAACACGACGAUUUUACUAGCCGUGCUGCCCUAGCCGGUCCUGUCUUAAUGUUUGCACCAUGUAAGGUAUUGUGUGCGUGUGUGCGUGCGUGUGUGUGUGUGUGUGUGUGUGUGUGUGUGUUUGUGUGGGCUGUAGCCUCGCUAUCGUUAAGAAAUGCGAUUUCACAAGUGUUAUGAA